Molecule: messenger RNA, 363 nt
Organism: Stereum hirsutum FP-91666 SS1
Lineage: Eukaryota; Fungi; Basidiomycota; Agaricomycetes; Russulales; Stereaceae
Exons: 1
Source: RefSeq, a predicted model, not a curated record
AUGGUAAAGAUUGUAAAUGCGUUAACCGCUCGUAAAGAAAUUGGUGCUCCUAUGGCAUGCCUUUAUCUUCUGAAACAUCCAGACCAUUAUACAAAUUUCAAGUUCAUUGUAUGGUAUUGGCCACAGUUUGUCAAUCAUAUAAAAGAAGAGUUUGGUAUUCCUUUAUAUGGAUCUGACAAAAAUAGAGAUAAGGUUACCAUCCGCAGGGUAGAAGAGUCCAUUGUAUCAUUAUCCCCUGUAAUUGACUAUAUAUAUAGGCCAUCUGUAUAUGGCAAUGUUUGUCUCUAUGACUGGAUAACUAUAUAUACAAAGAAGUACUGUGGCCCUGCACGCUCAAGGAAAGAUAAAAAUACAGUAAAUGAC